Messenger RNA from Megalops cyprinoides (Indo-Pacific tarpon), 2154 nucleotides. Its product is annotated as large neutral amino acids transporter small subunit 4-like. Gene Ontology annotation, molecular function: L-amino acid transmembrane transporter activity; neutral L-amino acid transmembrane transporter activity. The coding region runs from base 98 to 1843 and encodes 581 amino acids. NCBI's taxonomy places the organism in Eukaryota, Metazoa, Chordata, Actinopteri, Elopiformes, Megalopidae. The transcript has 13 exons. The record is from RefSeq and is a predicted model, not a curated record. Gene Ontology annotation, biological process: neutral amino acid transport; transmembrane transport.
GGAUCUCGGUGUCUCCCGUGGCCCCCCCGCUCCACCUCCAGUGCCGCCGUUGUUACGCCCGUUCGCCCACGUCCCCGGCGUCCCUCGCAACCCUGCCAUGGCUCCCUCUCUGGCGACCGCCUUCUCCCGCCGGUGGUGGAUGGCAGUAACGGCGGUGAUCGAGAACCUGCUGUUUUCCGCCGUCCUGCUGGGCUGGGGCUCCCUGCUUAUCAUGCUAAAGUCCGAGGGCUUCUACUCCUACCUGUGCACGGAGUCAGCGAACAGCUCAGUCCUGAACCACACGCAGCCUGCCCGGGCGCCAGCGGAUGAAGACUACCCGGACUACUACGAGUCCGCCACGGACAACCAGCCCGCCGACGACCUCCUCCGCAUGAACGGCUGGGUCAUCUGCAAGGAACAGGACGAGAUGCUGAACCUGGCCUUCACCAUGGGCUCCUUCCUGCUCAGCGCCAUCACGCUGCCCCUCGGCAUCGUCAUGGACAAGUAUGGCCCGCGCAAGCUGAGGCUGCUCGGCAGUGCCUGCUUUGGCCUGUCUUGCCUGCUGAUUGCCUAUGGAGCCAGUAACCCUGACGAGCUGUCCGUCCUCAUCUUCAUCGCUCUGGCUCUCAAUGGCUUUGGAGGCAUGUGCCUGACCUUCACAUCUCUGACGCUGCCCAACAUGUUUGGCGAUCUUCGCUCCACCUUCAUCGCUCUUAUGAUCGGGUCCUACGCCUCCUCCGCCGUCACCUUCCCUGGCAUCAAGGUGAUCUAUGACCUGGGCGUGACCUUCAUCACCAUCCUGCUGGUGUGGGCGGGCGGUGCCGGCCUUGUCUACAUCAACUGCUUCUUCAACUGGCCGCUGGAGCCCUUCCCCGGGCCAGAGGACAUGGACUACACUGUGAAGAUCAAGUUCAGCUGGCUAGGCUUCGACCACAAGAUCACGGGCAAGCAGUUCUACCGGCAGGUGACCACCGUGGGGCGCCGUCUGAGCGCGGGCAACUCCAUCAAGCACAAGGAGCUGACGUCGCAGGAGGGCCACAAGCUCUGCCUCUCCACUAUGGACCUGGAGGUCAAGUGCAAGUCCGAGGAGGAGUCUCCGUCCUUCAUGCAAAGCCUCCUAAGUCCCAUCUUCAUCCUCUGUUUGGUCACCAUGUCAAUCACCCAGCUCCGCCUCAUCUUCUACAUGGGAGCCAUGAACAACAUUCUGGAGUCCCUGUCAGACGGAGACCUCAACACAGUGAGUCUGUACUCCUCCAUCUUCGGUGUGCUGCAGCUCCUGUGUCUGAUGACCACGCCCGUCAUCGGCUGCAUCAUGGAUUGGAAACUGAAGGACUGUGAAGAUGCGGAUUCAGACGAGAAGGAGGCCAGCAAGGAUCAGCCGCAACCAAAGCGCCGUGACCGACAAAUCCAGAAGGUGACCAAUGCCACGCGGGCCUUCUUCAUCACCAACCUGCUGCUGGUCGCUUUCGGAGUCACCUGCCUGGUGUCCAACCUUCCUCUUCAGAUUCUGUCCUUCGUGCUGCACACGGUCGUACGAGGGUUCAUCCACUCCGCCGCAGGCGGGCUAUACGCCGCAGUGUAUCCCUCGUCGCAGUUCGGCAGUCUGACGGGGAUGCACUCGCUGGUCAGCGCUCUUUUCGCCCUGCUUCAGCAGCCCCUGUUCAUGGCCAUGAUGGGCCCUCUGGAGGGAGAUCCUCUCUGGGUGAACGUGGGUCUGCUGGUUCUCAGCAUUCUGGGAUUCUGCCUGCCCCUCUACCUGCUGUGUUUCCGCCAGCAGCUGAUCCGCAAGAAGCAGGAGCGUGACGAAGAUGCCAAGAUCUACCUGAAGAUCAACGGGAGCAGCAAACACGAGGCCUUUGUUUAGGGAGAGAGACAGGGGGUGAGAGGGAGAGGGAGACGGGAAGAAGACUUAAAGUAACUGCAGAGUGACUUUAUGUCCCUUCCUUCCCUUCCCACGGUACUUGUGUUCAGAAGAUACUCUCACGCGUUUAACGACACCGAUUCUUGGCCUUACCCACCUCUGCGCAAGAUGGACAACACAUUCAUUGUCGCCUCGCACAGAAUGACACGUACGCCCGACACAACUGUGACACGAAAUGUGAUGUUCAACGCACACACAUGUGCACGCACACGCACACACACACACACACACACACAUACAUACACACACACACA